Molecule: messenger RNA, 1977 nt
Organism: Hypoxylon trugodes
Lineage: Eukaryota; Fungi; Ascomycota; Sordariomycetes; Xylariales; Hypoxylaceae
Product: cytochrome P450
Exons: 2
Coding region: 262-1977 (571 amino acids)
Molecular function (GO): monooxygenase activity; iron ion binding; oxidoreductase activity, acting on paired donors, with incorporation or reduction of molecular oxygen
Source: RefSeq, a predicted model, not a curated record
AAUUACUGGGACAAGAUGCAGUUGCAUAAUUGGGUACAUAGCUAGAUAUUAGAUAGAAUUCUCUUCUGAACAUAUGAGAUCUCUUCAUUUAAUCGGGAAUUAUCGAUAAACCUUGGCGACAUGAUUGUUGCUGUGCCUCGUAAGGCGAUGCUGUGCCGCAUUCUAGCUAAUAUGGACCUACCGAUAUUUCGUUUUAUCCAGUACCUGUCAGCGCGAUCAUGAGUUAUUCCGUUAGAACGGGUCUUCACUUUCAUUCGCACCAUGAUCAUUCAAUUCCUGUUGGGUUCCGCGGUAGCAUACCUCGUGUGGAGCGUCGUAUGCUUGGAACUUAAUGUGCGCAAGGUGCGUGCUAUGAACGUGCCCAUCGUGCGGCUGCCGAUCGACUCAAAUAAUGUCCUCUGGGUUAUUCUCCAUUCGCACGUUUGGAGUAUCGUCGACCGUCUUCCGUUUGACUGGUCGUCAUACCCAGACUCUAUUCGCUUUUCACGUCGAGGGUGGCAUUUUGCAGAUAAAUCGGAAUCCCAUCUACGCCACGGGUCCGUCUGGGCUCUUGUGAGUCCUGCGUCUAUUACCCUGCAUUUCGCGGAUCCGGAUGCUGUUCUGGAUAUCUUCUCUAGGCGCGUCGAAUUCGUUCGUCCCGUUAAAGAAUAUGAACUGUUAGCGGUUUAUGGCCCAUGUAUCUCUACUGCUGGUUCGCAUGAUUGGGCGCGCCAUCGCAAGGUUCUUGCGGCGCCUUUUAAUGAGGGUGUUAUGAAUUUCGUCUGGGAGGAAACUCUGCGUCAAGCCACGAGUAUGUUACGCUCGUGGGCCGGCGCCGCUGAAGAUGGGAUCCCGAGUAUGCACAAAGAUACACGGACGCUAUCGCUUAAUGUGCUCGCAUCUACGGGGUUCCGGAAGUCAUACACCUUCAAGGGCUCGGCAGAUUUGGAUUCCGCAGUAUGUGAAGCUGAGGAUUAUCGCGAUGCACUCCAGACGGUCCUCGAUAAUGUGAUUAUCAUGAUGUUGAUCCCGUAUCGAUAUCUAACAGGAUCUAUGAUGCCAGAGAAGUGGGUUAAAAUCGGGAAUGCGGCGAAGACGUUUAAGAAGUAUAUGAUGAAGAUGCUUGAUGAAGAAACAACAGCGCUCAGCCAAGGGAAGGCUGGCUCCGGAGGUAUAAUGACGUCGUUCGUUCGCGCGGGCGAUUUACACGCUCGUGAGGCGGCUGCAUCCAGUAAUGCGAAAGCUGACAAUCAGAGAAAGGGUCUUUCCGUUGACGAAAUAUUCGGAAAUUUAUUCAUUAUCAAUUUCGCGGGCCACGAUACAACGGCUGGGACCUUGGCUUUUAGUAUGAUGCUCUUAGCCGCACACCCGGAAGUGCAGGAUUGGCUUGCCGAAGAGAUUAUCGCUGUGACAGGGGAUAUGCCUGCUGAAGAAUGGGAUUAUAAGACACUCUUCCCGCAACUGAAACGCUGCCGUGCCGUCUUACUGGAAACAUUGCGCAUGUACUCGCCGAUUAUGUCGCUCCCUAAGCGGACUUCCCGACAAGUGCAGAUUAAGGUGGGGGAACAGACUCUUGUGAUCCCGCCUGGUGUUGGUACUACUCUCUACGUCCGUGCUCUGCAGAUGCAUCCGAAGUACUGGAGUAAUUCGUAUACCUGGAUGCCCAAGCGCUGGAUUGUGCGUCCACCGCAAACUUCUUCUUCGGCAGAGGACAUUCUAAAUGAGGAGCUCUACAUGCCCCGAAAGGGUAUUUACUUCCCGUGGUCAGAUGGUCCGCAGAAUUGUCCAGGCAGGAAGUUUUCCGAAGUCGAAGCUGUUGCGGUACUAGCCUGCUUAUUUAGGGAGCAUAGACUCAAAGUGCAGAAAAAGGCCGGUGAGAGCGAAACGGAUGCACGGAAGAGAGCUGUGGAUUGUACGAAUAACUGUAAUAUGGAUAUGCUGGUAAAAAUGGAGGAUCCGGAUUCUAUCAGGCUUGUCUUUCAGAAGGUUGCUAAGUAG